Messenger RNA from Cercopithifilaria johnstoni, 306 nucleotides. NCBI's taxonomy places the organism in Eukaryota, Metazoa, Nematoda, Chromadorea, Rhabditida, Onchocercidae. The record is from the annotation of a GenBank genome assembly.
AUGGGAAGACGACCAUUCACAGAUGUCGAAUGGCGACAUAGUUUGCAGUGUUGGAGAAUGUGGGAUGCUCAACGAAAACGUUUAUGUGAGAAUAAUACUUAUCGAGUAUUGAAGCGAGCAAGAAAUCGCGAAGCACGUCGUAGGCAACGGGAAAAUCCUAAAUUUCGAGAACAGGGAGCACGCUUAUUAUAUUUCGCUGAAUAUUCAUUGAUAGAUUUUUAUGGGAUUAUAUUUUGUGAUGUCGAAGCAGCAGUAAACAGAAUGUUAUCAUACAAGUUAAAGAAGCACCGAUCUUGUGAUUUAUAA